Messenger RNA from Dryobates pubescens (Downy woodpecker), 1515 nucleotides. RefSeq names its product TraB domain containing 2A (gene TRABD2A). Gene Ontology annotation, cellular component: membrane. Bases 1 to 1515 code for a protein of 504 amino acids. NCBI's taxonomy places the organism in Eukaryota, Metazoa, Chordata, Aves, Piciformes, Picidae. The transcript is spliced from 9 exons. Gene Ontology annotation, biological process: negative regulation of Wnt signaling pathway. The record is from RefSeq and is a predicted model, not a curated record. Gene Ontology annotation, molecular function: metalloendopeptidase activity.
AUGGUGCAUCCCGGCUGGCUUUGCCUGCUGCAGGGCUCCCUCCUCCUGCUGGCCAGAGCGCGGCACAGCCGCGACCCCGCCGGCGCCUGCCCGCCCCGCGGUCAAAGUGAGCUGAACUCCUUCCUAUGGACCAUCAAGAGAGAUCCCCCGUCUUACUUCUUUGGCACCAUCCACGUCCCAUACACACGUGUCUGGGAUUUUGUCCCAGAGAACUCCAAGAAGGCCUUUCAUCAGAGCCACAUCGUGUACUUUGAGCUGGACCUCACUGACCCCUACACCAUCUCAGCUCUCACUAGCUGUCAGCUCCUGCCACAGGGCAAAAACCUUCAGGAUGUGCUGCCCCAUGACAUAUACCGCCGGCUCAAGAAGCACCUGGAGUAUGUCAAGCUCAUGAUGCCAUCUUGGAUGACCCCGGACCAGCAGGGCAGAGGGCUGUAUGCAGACUACCUCUUCAAUGCCAUUGCUGGCAACUGGGAACGGAAGAGGCCAGUGUGGGUGAUGCUGAUGGUGAACUCUCUGACAGAGGUAGACAUCAAGUCGAGAGGCGUGCCUGUCCUAGAUUUGUACCUGGCCCAGGAAGCAGAGCGGCUGAGGAAGCAAACAGGGGCUGUGGAGAAAGUAGAGGAGCAGUGCCACCCACUCAAUGGGCUGAACUUCUCCCAGGUGGUCUUUGCUUUGAAUCAGACUCUCUUGCAGCAGGAGAGCCUCCGGGCAGGCAGUCUCCAGAUCCCCUAUACGACAGAAGACCUUAUCAAGCAUUACAACUGUGGGAACCUCAGCUCCAUCAUCUUCAACCAUGAUACUGCUCAAGUCCCAAAUUUCAUUAAUACUACACUUCUAGCUCAUGAACUGGUUACUGCCCAAGAGAUAGACAGAUACUUCCGCCAGGAGCUCAUCUACAAGCGAAAUGAGCGAAUGGGCAGGAGGGUGAAGCACCUGCUGGAAGAGUAUCCCAACAAGAGUUUCUUCUUUGCAUUUGGAGCUGGUCACUUCAUGGGCAACAACACAGUGAUUGAUGUUUUGAGGAGAGAAGGGUACGAGGUAGAGCACACUCCAGCUGGAGAAGCCAUCAACAAUGGCAAACUUCCACCCAAAACUUUGUUAGCCUUUUCAUCAUCAUCACUGGCACACAGCUUCUCUGUCUCAUCUCAGGAACUCCAGUUGCCAUUGCACUCCCAGAAGGAGAAGAAAGAAGAGCUCUUGCCUCACCUGCUACUCCCUUACAGCAUCAGUAUACUGGAGAAAGUAGACAGGAAGUAUAAAAAGAAACAGCAGCAGCAGAAGAAGCAAAGACUGCGGCAGUUUAAUGACCUCUGGGUUCGUCUUGAAGAAAGUGCUACUGACCUUCCUCCCCAGAGCCGCAUCGUUAAUGGCUACUUCACAGUCGAACCCCACCCCCUGGGCCAAGGAUGGGUCAAUCGCACUCGUGCGGACACUGGCAAUGCUCACCACCUCUCCUGUUCUCUCUCCCUCCCACUGCUGACUUUGACUUUGUUUAUUAUAAGACUGCACUGA